UCAGUUUGGACGUUCCCUGAACCGUUUCGUUGGCUGUCAAACGCCGAGAGCUCGGUUCCACUCCUCCUCAACCGGAGCUUCUCGCACAGCCACAGUCCGAGGAGGCCAUUCUUUGCGCUUUCCCUUCCUCCAUCUCGAUAACAAAUCCCGGUGACUCGUCCGCUUAACCCUUACAGUCGGUCACCGGAGAGAUAUCCUUUCAGCGAUGGCAUCGUCUCUCUGCCUCUCUCCCAUUCCCCACCUUAAUUCUCGCCACCGGCACGCCUCCCGGUGGCCGCCUCUCCGUAAAUCUUGCGAUUUCCGGCGUUACGGCAGGAAGCCCAGCUCGCCUGCGAGCGACGGGGACACCCAGUCGGAGAAUGCGGUGCUCAGGAUGGCGUGGUACGGCUCGGAGCUCCUGGGGAUCGCCGCCUCCUUCUUCCGGCCUGCUCCCCCGACGGCCCCGGUUGAAGAUCUCGUCGGAGAUGGGGAUGGACUGGGGUCGAUGACUCGUGCACAAGUGGUGGAGGCCAUCAAAGAAGACUUCCAGCGCUCCUACUUCGUCACAGGAAAUUUGACCGUCAAUGCUUAUGAAGAAGACUGUGAAUUUGCUGACCCAGCAGGUUCUUUCAGAGGUCUCCAGCGUUUUAAAAGAAAUUGUUCAAAUUUUGGAUUACUGCUCGAAAGUUCUAAUAUGAAACUCAAAGAGUGGGAGGACUUUGAGGAUAAGUCAAUCGGUCAUUGGCGUUUUAGCAGCAUCAUGUCAUUUCCUUGGAGGCCUAUCCUUUCUGCUACCGGGUACACAGAGUACUACUUUGAUGCUCAAUCAGGGAGAGUGUGCAGGCAUGUGGAACAUUGGAAUGUUCCAAAGAUGGCGCUUCUUAAGCAAAUAUUGAGGCCAAGCCGCUGGGUAUGGGAAAAACAGUGAAGACCUUCAACUAUCAGGUGCAUGUCCAACCACUCAAAUAAUGAUUUGCUGUAAAUACAAAGGUGUGAUCAAGAAUGUGUUAACAUGAAGCUGAAAUAAUGCAUGUUUGUGCCUGGUAGAGCAAAAAGGGUUGGUGCAUGAAAUGGCAUUUUGUUUAGACCACCAAAGAAGAGAGGAUUGUGACAUUCUACUAGGCCAUUAAUGUACAAGAAUGAGAAUCUACUGUGAAAGCCUUUGGAUAUUUUAAAUAUGACUGGACUUUGUGGUA
Phoenix dactylifera (date palm) is the source of this 1175-nucleotide messenger RNA. Its product is annotated as Nuclear transport factor 2 (NTF2) family protein. The record is from RefSeq and is a predicted model, not a curated record. NCBI's taxonomy places the organism in Eukaryota, Viridiplantae, Streptophyta, Magnoliopsida, Arecales, Arecaceae.